Enhydra lutris kenyoni (northern sea otter) is the source of this 2026-nucleotide messenger RNA. RefSeq names its product gliomedin. The coding region runs from base 1 to 1647 and encodes 548 amino acids. NCBI's taxonomy places the organism in Eukaryota, Metazoa, Chordata, Mammalia, Carnivora, Mustelidae. The transcript has 10 exons. The record is from RefSeq and is a predicted model, not a curated record. Gene Ontology annotation, biological process: signal transduction. Gene Ontology annotation, cellular component: cell surface.
AUGGCCAGGGGCGCGGAGCGAGGCCGCGGGGGCUCCGGCUGGGGGCUGCGGGGCGCGCUGGCGGCGGUGGCGCUUCUGUCAGCGCUCAAUGCUGCGGGCACCGUGUUCGCGCUGUGUCAGUGGCGCGGGCUGAGCGCAGCCGUGCGGGCGCUGGAGGCUCAGCGCGGCCGGGAGCAGCGCGAGGACAGUGCGGUGCGCUCCUUCCUGGCUGAGUUGAGUCGCGCGCGGCGAAGGGCGCCCGCGCCACCCCCGGACCCCGCCAGCGCCGCGCGCAACAAGCGCAGCCACAACGGGGAGCCCGCGCCACACAUCCGCGCCGAGAGCCACGACAUGCUGAUGAUGAUGACCUACUCCAUGGUGCCGAUCCGAGUGAUGGUGGACCUCUGCAACAGCACCAAGGGCAUCUGCCUCACAGGACCCCCUGGCCCACCAGGACCUCCAGGAGUCGGUGGGCUUCCAGGACACAAUGGAUCAGAUGGACAGCCUGGUCCCCAGGGCCCAAAAGGAGAAAAAGGAGCAAAUGGAAAACGAGGAAAACUGGGGCCGCCUGGAACCACAGGAACUCCAGGGGAGAAGGGAGACCCUGGUGAGCUGGGCUUGACUGGAAAUGAGGGCCCAGCAGGGCCAAAGGGUGACAAAGGAGACAAAGGGGACGUGUCCAAUGAUGUGCUCCCCACAGGUGCUAAAGGUGACCAAGGCCCACCUGGACCCCCUGGACCCCCGGGCCCUCCAGGUCCCCCAGGACCGCCUGGAAGCAGAAGAUCUAAGGGCCCUCGGCAGCCAAACAUGUUCAAUGGCCAGUGCGCAGGUGAGACGUGUGCCACACCGAACGAUGGUACGUUGGUUGGAAAGGCUGAUGAGAAGGCCGGGGAUCACCAUUCUCUACCAGCAGAAUCUGUGAUCGCUUCCAUCGGGAGUCCAACACAAGUACUGAAAGUUAGAGAGACAUUUGGGACGUGGAUAAGAGAGUCUGCGAACAAGAGUGAUGAGAGGAUCUGGGUGACGGAACAUUUCUCAGGCAUCAGGGUGAAGGAAUUCAAAGACCAACCCUCACUGCUGAACGGCAGUUACGCACUCGUGCAGCUGCCGUAUUAUUUCCAUGGCUGCGGGCAUGCCGUUCACAACAACUCUCUCUACUACCACAAAGGAGGUUCCAACACCAUAGUGAGAUUUGAUUUUGGCAAAGAAACAUCCCAAACUCUGAAGCUUGAAAAUGCCCUGUAUUUUGAUCGAAAAUACCUCUUUGCAAAUUCCAAGACUUACUUCAACUUAGCUGUGGAUGAAAAGGGUCUUUGGAUUAUCUAUGCUUCGAGUGUGGAUGGCUCGAGCAUUCUCGUCGCCAAGCUGGAUGAGAGGACAUUCUCUGUGGGGCAACACAUCAAUACCACGUACCCCAAAACCAAGGCUGGCAAUGCCUUCAUUGCCCGGGGGAUCCUUUAUGUCACAGACACCAAAGACAUGAGGGUAACAUUUGCUUUUGAUUUGUUAGGAGGGAAACAGAUCAAUGCUAACUUUGAUUUAAGAACUUCCCAGUCUGUUCUUGCCAUGUUAUCAUAUAAUAUGAGAGACCAGCAUUUAUAUUCGUGGGAAGAUGGCCAUUUAAUGCUUUAUCCUGUGCGGUUUUUGUCAUCUACAUUAAACCAGUGAAGAGAGGCAUCCUGUUCCCCCUCAGCAACUUUCAGAUUUCUCUGGCAUCAUUUAUAUCCCAACAUAAAUCUUGUCUGUAGAGUAACCAGGUACUUAGCUGUCAUAAUCUCAUGACAUGAGUGUUGAUACGGUCAGGGAAUCCCCUUUACGUUCAGAUUCCUUAGGGUGAAAUAGCAAAGACGAAGUCAAAAUGGCUGAGAUUUUGUGAUUUCUCCACAGACUAGCUGGCCAACUUACCCCUCCCUCGUUAGGCCUUGUUUUUCCGACUGGUAAUAGGCAAGGCCUGGCGAAGAUGAUUGGCAAGAAUUCCUCCACCUGUAGGAAACUCCAUGAUUCUCGCUGUUGCUCCCCUCCCAGCGGUUAUACAUUUGGUUUUGGA